CGUGGAAGAUUAAAUGCGGCGUUUUUCCGAGUCUAUAAUCAGGAAUAAAGCGGUGAGAAGAUCAUCAUGUCCAUGUCCACAUUUCAGAAGGUGACCGUGGUGUCGUGUGUGUGUGUGUGUGUCGCUCUGCUGCUCCCCAAACUGCUGCUAUCCGGAGGAGGAAGAGGAGGAGGAGGAGGAGGAGGAAGGAGAGAUCCGGCCGGUGCUGAGGGAGGUCGUUUUCCUCCUAUGCUACAAAGGAGGUCAGUGUCAGUGCCCCCUCGAGGUGCAGGAGGGAACAGCGCUCACCCCCCCGAGGCGAUCGCCAGGGCCAAAGGCUCCACAGGAACGAUGACCAAAUCAAACCUGGCAGGACAAAUAAUCCCCGUAUACGGCUUCGGAAUCCUGCUCUACAUCCUCUACAUCAUCUUCAAGAUAACAUCCAAAGGGAAGGCGAGUAAAUGUGAGGAGAGCAGGUUUCCUGCAGUCAGAUCAGAGAACAUGAAGAGAAAAAUCACGGAUUUUGAGCUGUCACAGCUGCAGGAGCGCCUGAAGGAGACGGAGGAGGUGAUGGAGAGAAUUGUAUCAAGAGCUCAGAGGAAGGCGAGUAAAUGUGAGGAGAGCAGGUUUCCUGCAGUCAGAUCAGAGAACAUGAAGAGAAAAAUCACGGAUUUUGAGCUGUCACAGCUGCAGGAGCGUCUGAAGGAGACGGAGGAGGUGAUGGAGAGAAUUGUAUCAAGAGCUCAGAGCGGAAAUACACUGAGAGAGGAGUGUGUGAGUGUGGAUCAGGAGGAGAACUUGCUGCUCCAGCUCAGAGAGAUCACUCGUGUGAUGCAGGAGGGACGUUUAGUGGACGUGAUUCCCUCUGAGACGGAGACACCGGAGUGUGAUCAGGAGUUUACAGAUGAUCCUGACGAGAUGCUGAAGCACUGGAGUUCUCACUUCUGCACCAUCCACCAUCAACCAGAGGAGGGAGGACAGCAGUCAGAUAGAAAGACUGAGAAGGAGACGGAGAGAACAGACAGACAGAUGGAUGAGAAGAAGAUGGAGCGAGCAGAAAGUGGAAGUAAUGAAGAGGAGAUUUGUACAGGAACAAAGCAGUCAGAGCACCAGUGCUGGAACACGUCAGUGUCAGGAAGCCAAGUGAGCAGACGCAGGGGUGGGAGAGGAACCACCCGAGGAACCGAAUCCUUUCACUGAUGGCUCCUGAAACGUUUCUAUUAUUUCUGCAUGCUGCUUCACUUUCAGCACGUCUUGAAGUCACAUGUCCGAUU
Molecule: messenger RNA, 1253 nt
Organism: Silurus meridionalis
Lineage: Eukaryota; Metazoa; Chordata; Actinopteri; Siluriformes; Siluridae
Gene: ric3b
Product: RIC3 acetylcholine receptor chaperone b
Exons: 8
Coding region: 67-1179 (370 amino acids)
Biological process (GO): protein localization to cell surface; synaptic transmission, cholinergic
Cellular component (GO): intracellular membrane-bounded organelle; neuron projection; neuronal cell body
Source: RefSeq, a predicted model, not a curated record